Elephantulus edwardii (Cape elephant shrew) is the source of this 3498-nucleotide messenger RNA. RefSeq names its product zinc fingers and homeoboxes 3 (gene ZHX3). The transcript is spliced from 4 exons. Gene Ontology annotation, molecular function: DNA binding; DNA-binding transcription factor activity, RNA polymerase II-specific. Lineage: Eukaryota; Metazoa; Chordata; Mammalia; Macroscelidea; Macroscelididae. Gene Ontology annotation, biological process: regulation of transcription by RNA polymerase II. The record is from RefSeq and is a predicted model, not a curated record. Gene Ontology annotation, cellular component: nucleus.
AUGGCCAGCAAGAGGAAGUCCACCACGCCCUGCAUGAUCCCCGUGAAGAUGGUGGCAUUGCAGGGGCCUGGCGUGGCGGCUCAGCCUGUGGAGGCUCUGCCCGAGGGUCCCCAGCAGGACCCGGCCCCUGAAGCACCAGCCCCCAGCAGCGAGAUGGCCCCGGCCUCCAGCGGCACGGAGGGCAGUGCGCUGGCCAACGGGCACCGGAGCGUGCUGGACGGCUACUCGUACUCCUGUAAAUACUGUGACUUUCGAUCCCAGGACAUAGCCCAGUUUGUGGGACACAUGAACUCGGAGCACACUGACUUUAACAAAGACCCCAUUUUUGUUUGCACGGAGUGCAGUUUUCUGGCAAAAACCCCCGAGGGGCUGUCCCUGCACAAUGCCAAGUGUCACAUGGGAGAGGCCAGCUUCGUGUGGAAUGUGGCCAAGCCAGACAAUCAUGUCCUGGUGGAGCAGAGCGUCCCCGAGGACACGAGCACUCCUGACCCCCCAGGGGAGCCCCACGCAGAAGGGACUGACGGGCAGGCCGAGAUCAUCAUCACAAAAACCCCAAUCAUGAAGAUCAUGAAAGGCCGAGCUGAGGCCAAAAAGGUCCACACGCUCAGGGAGAGCCCGGGUCAGGCCGUGGGCGAGGCCGCCCCUAAGCCCACGGCUGGGGAGGCCGAGGUGAGAGAGGCGGACCAUUCCUUCCCCAACGGGGCCGGCCCGGCCAGCCAGGCUUCCUCCAGCUCGGCCAAAGCCCCCCACGCGGCCAGCGAGCCCCUGGUAGGGACCGUCCCGGUGCUGCCGGCCGGCAUCGCGCAGUUCCUGUCCCAGCAGCAGCCCCCCCUGCACGGCCAGCACCACGGCCCCCAGCCCCUGCCCACCUCCAAGUCCCUGCCGAAGGUGUUGAUCCCUCUGAGCAGUAUCCCCACCUAUAACGCGGCCAUGGACUCCAACAGCUUCCUCAAGAACGCCUUCCACAAGUUCCCCUACCCCACCAAGGCCGAGCUCUGCUACCUGACCGUGGUCACCAAGUACCCCGAAGAGCAGCUCAAGAUCUGGUUCACGGCCCAGAGGCUCAAGCAGGGCAUCAGCUGGUCCCCUGAGGAGAUCGAGGACGCCCGCAAGAAGAUGUUCAACACCGUCAUCCAGUCGGCCCCGCAGUCCACCAUCACCGUGCUGAACACGCCCCUGGUGGCCAGUGCCAGCAACGUCCAGCAUCUCAUCCAGGCUGCCCUCCCCGGCCACGUGGUGGGCCAGCCCGAGGGCACGGCGGGGGGACUCCUGGUCACGCAGCCCCUGAUGGCCAACGGGCUGCAGGCCCCCAGCGCAUCUCUUCCCCUGCCAGGCACGUCCCUCUCCAAGCCGCCCCCAGUGACACCUGUCAACACCGUGUGCUCCAACUCGUCCUCCGCCGUCAAAGUGGUGAACGCCGCCCAGUCGCUCCUGACGGCAUGUCCCAGCAUAACCUCGCAGGCCUUCCUGGACGCCAACAUCUACAAGAACAAGAAAUCUCACGAGCAGCUGCUGGCCCUGAAGGGCAGCUUCGACCGGAACCAGUUCCCGGGGCAGAGCGAAGUGGAGCACCUGACCAAGGUGACAGGGCUGAGCACCCGCGAGGUGCGCAAGUGGUUCAGUGACCGGCGCUACCACUGCCGCAACCUCAAGGGCCCGCGGCCCAUGGCAGCCGGUGAACAGGGCGCCAUCCUCGUGGACCCCGUGCCCGAGGGGCCCCCCGGGCCUCCGCCCAAGGCCCCAGAGCUGGUCUGCAUCCCCGCAGGGGCCGCGCUGGUGACCCACCCUGCCAGCAAGCGCCAGUCCUGGCACCAGAGCCCUGAGUUCACACCCAGCAAGUACAAGGAGCGCGCCCCGGAGCAGCUGAGGGUCCUGGAGAGCAGCUUUGCGCAGAACCCCCUGCCUGCUGACGAUGAGCUGGACCGCCUGAGGGUGGAGACCAAGAUGACGCGCCGGGAGAUCGACAGCUGGUUCUCAGAGAGGCGGAGACGCGCGCCUGCCGAGGAAACACGCAGGGCCGAGGAGGGCGCAGCCCGGGAGGAGGAGGCCGCCGAGGCCGAGGGCGCUGAGCUGGGCGACCCCAGGGCCCCCGGGGAGAAUGGCUCCCUGGAAGGGCCCAGCGGCCACUCCCUGGCCGAGCGCAAAGUCACCCCCAUCAAGAUCAACCUCAAGAACCUUCGGGUCACAGAGGCCAACGGCAGGAACGAGCUGCCUGGGGUGUGCAUGGGGCUGGGCACCAGCCUGGGCACUAGCCUGGGUGCCGCGGAGCCGGACGAGGACGGACCGGGCAAGCUGGCCGAGCAGCCCCUGGGCAAGGCCAGCUCCAAGAAGACCGCCCAGCAGCGGCACCUGCUGCGCCAGCUCUUUGUCCAGACACAGUGGCCUGGCAACCAAGACUACGACGCCAUCGUGGCGCGCACGGGCCUGCCGCGCCCCGAGGUGGUGCGCUGGUUCGGGGACAGCAGGUACGCCCUCAAGAACGGCCAGCUCAAGUGGUACGAAGACUACAAGCGGGGCAACUUCCCCCCGGGGCUGCUCGUGGUCGAGCCCAGGACCCGGGAGCUGCUGCAGAACUACUACCUGACGCACAAGACGCUGUCCGAGGAGGACCUGCCCAGCCUCUGCGACCAGACCCAGAUGAACGCCCAGCAGCUCAAGCAGUGGUUUGCCGAGAAGAUGGGUGAGGAGACAAGGGCCGCGGACCCCGGCCCUGAGGACCAGGGUGCCAACGUGGGUGACUCCACCUCGGUCCCCAAAGGGACGGGGGACAUCAGCGUGGAGGUGACCGAGAGCCGUGAGGUGUGGGGGCCCGGCGCCCCUGAAGCCAGCGCAGAGCCUUUUGUCCCCUCCAGCCCGAAGGCUGGACUUCAGCUGGGUAAGGAGUCCGGGGGAGGCACUUCUGUGGGUGAGAGCGGGCUAGGCCGCAUGGUGCAUUAUCUCUGCGCUGCUUCCAAGGCUGCCCCGUGGGAGGACCGGUGGCCUGGUUUCUCAGAGGACAACCGACCCCAGAUCGCACUGCCCGGAGCCUGUCACCGCUGCAGCAGGCCUGCCACCGCCAAGCAGGAGGAAUGAGGAGGCUCUUGUCAGUUCUUCUGCCCACAGAGGACCUUUCCUUUGCCUCCAGUGGGAGGCGGUGGUCUUCAUGGUCCCCACACUGCCCCGGCCUGUGACAAGGGCCCGGUCAGGGUGCUGGCGUCAGGCACAUCCCUGCGGGGUGUUUCUUGCACAGGCCAUCUGGGUGUCCCUAAGCCUGGAGGCACGAGCUCGCUCUGUGUUCCCUUGAACGCGUGGAUCCACGUUUCAGAGGAGAAAAUCACGCGAAGCAGCAGGUGGCGUGGGGACAGCAGAAGACACAUCACCCGGCCCUCCCCUACCCCUCAGAAACCACCAGCUCCACAAAGUGCCAGGUCCCGGGGCCGCAAGGGUGCACCUGGCCUGGGGCCCAGGCUGACUGGCAGUAGUCGGGGACCCCAGAGAGGACGGGCUAAGAGGUCAUAG